Messenger RNA from Schistocerca cancellata (South American locust), 564 nucleotides. RefSeq lists its product as uncharacterized. The record is from RefSeq and is a predicted model, not a curated record. NCBI's taxonomy places the organism in Eukaryota, Metazoa, Arthropoda, Insecta, Orthoptera, Acrididae. The annotation marks the transcript as partial. The transcript has 4 exons.
GCCGCCCCCGCCGCCUCCGGCACGUCGGCCGGUGUGUGGGGACGGGCCCCGCGGUCGCCGUGUUCCUGCGCCGACGGCCAGUGCGGCUGCUGCACCGGCUUCCUGCUCUCGCAGCUCAACAUCAACCUGCGCCAGAGGGGUUGUGUAAAUGUGACAUACGAUCCGGAUGAUUUUGCUAUGAACAUGGCGUUAUACUUCAACGAUCGUGUUCUUUACUCCAAUACGGUGUCAGGGAAGAACCCGCGGCCGGUGUGCGUGUCGGUGCCGCGGCUGCCGAUCCUGCAGAUGUGCGUGCGCUUCUCGAACGUCUACCCGGUGGGCCGCAACAUCCACGCGUGCGUGUCGCUGCUGGCGCGCUGGGACGGCGACCAGGUGUUUCGGCGAGACCUCGACUGCGUGCGCGUCGGCGCCGACGGCGUCGCCGUCGUGACGCCGGAGCAGGGCGGCGGCCUGCCGCUCGGCAGCACCGGCGGCGGCGACGACGAGGACGUCGACGACUACGACGACCCCGAGGACCCGUCCGCGCAGAGCGGACAAUCCUUCAAAGGAAAUGGAAGAGCUUAA